CGUCAAGACGAGAGAUAACACAACACAAUGCUCCGUAUCUUCCGCAAUGCCAUACUGGACAAACGCAUCACCCGCAAGACGUUCUCCUUCUCGGCCAUUGCAGCCAAGCGCUACGUCAUAAAAGAUCACUACGAAUUCGAUCAGAAGGUAAUAAACAGUGACAACCCGGUGAUUGUAAACUUUCAUGCGGAAUGGUGCGAUCCCUGCAAAAUACUUACCCCGAAGAUGACCGAACUGCUUGAACCAUCCGAUGAGAUCGAUCUGGCUAUCGUGGACGUGGACGAUAAUGCGGAGCUGGUCCAUACGUUCGAGGUGAAAGCGGUCCCAGCCAUUCUUGCCUUCCGGAACGGUGUGGUGGUAGACAAAUUUAUCGGUCUCGUCGAUGCGAACAUGAUCGAGAAUUUGAUUGGCAAAUUGACGAAAAAAAAGGCCACCUAAGCUCCAAAU
Messenger RNA from Anopheles maculipalpis, 447 nucleotides. Its product is annotated as thioredoxin, mitochondrial. The record is from RefSeq and is a predicted model, not a curated record. Gene Ontology annotation, molecular function: oxidoreductase activity, acting on a sulfur group of donors, disulfide as acceptor. The coding region runs from base 28 to 438 and encodes 136 amino acids. NCBI's taxonomy places the organism in Eukaryota, Metazoa, Arthropoda, Insecta, Diptera, Culicidae. Gene Ontology annotation, cellular component: cytoplasm. The transcript is spliced from 2 exons.